GCUGCAGAGCUAGUGCAGUACCGCCAGGUGCGCUAGCGUCCUAACACUGUCAACACUCAACGGCCUUACGAGUGUUAAAUCCAAAAUAGAGUAGUUUUUAGUCAACCUUACAAUCCAGCAGCCAUGGCGGCUGAAACCGACAAGGUCGAACCUGCGGAUAGUGAACAAGACGAAGAGGAAGAUGUUUAUGAAGUGGAAAGGAUCAUAGACAUGCGGGUUGAAGAGGGUGAAGUGCUCUACAGAGUUCGUUGGAAGAAUUACUGCUCAGACGAUGAUACUUGGGAGCCGGAGGCUCAUUUAGAGGACUGUCGUGAAGUCCUUUUAGCUUUUAAGAAGCAACUGGCUGAUGCUAAAGUCAAGAAGGACGCAGAAUCCAAGAAGACUGUGAAGCUCCCUACAAAGAGCGACGUGUUCGAUGCCGACUCUGAGAGCGACAGCGACAAAGAACGGCCAACUGAAGCUCCCAUCAAGAAGAAAAAGAAAAAGAAGAAGAUCCGGGAAGAGGAAGAAGAGGAUGAACCCCCUCCAAAGGAGAAAAAGAAGAAAAAGAAAGAUAAACGUAGAGAGGAGCUGAGGCCGCUUCCAGCACCAGAAACAGAUGACGAAGAGGAGAGAGUCCCAACCCCACCUUCUCCUCCCAAGGAGAAAAAGACUGAACUAAAAAAGCACUUUGUUGACUCUGAUGAGGAUGAUGAAGAGCCUGUUCCCUCCAAAAAACAAAGGAAGGAAAAGGGAAAAGAGGGAGUAAAACACAAGAAAGACAAGGGAGAGGAGGGAAAGAAAAAGAAAGGGAAGAAGGAGCGGAAAAUAGAAACUUCUGAAGAUGAAGCCACUGCUCCUCUAGAAGAAGACCCAAGUGAUGGCCCAUCAGAGUCCCAAAUGGAGGAUUCUGGAUCAACAGAGACUGUGACAAAGCUAUGGGAAAAGGCCGGUUCGGAGGAAAAGUUCAAACAAAAGAAGGGGAAGUGGGAAGUAAAGUUGCAGGGUAUUAAGGACCUUAUCCAUGAUAAAAAGAGCAAAAAGCAAGAUGGCACCCUGAAAGAAACCAGCCUGCAAAAACCUAAGAGUAAUAAAAACAAGGAAGAUACAGCUCCACAAUCAGACUCAAGUGACAGCUCCAUCCUACAUAAAAAGGCAAAGAGCAAAGGGAAUGAGAGCGCAUCAGCACCACAAAAAGUCCCUUCUUCCUCCACAUCCUCAUCGUCAUCCUCAUCUUCCAUCGCAGCUGUGAGCACCACCAAGGCUAAGGAGGAGGAGGUGACUAAAGAGGAGGCGUUGGGGACAAAGGAUGCCAGCAGUUCAACUAACCUGUUUGAAAAGUUCCUGUUAAACUGCGAAGCCAAGGAUCGAGCCCCUCGGAGGCCAUCAGUUCAUCCACCUGUUGCAGAGAAGAGUAGCAAAAAGUUACUUGGAAAGAUUGAGAAGAUUUCCAAAACAGCAAAAGAGUCACCUGCUCAGAAACCAGAGCCCGACAAGGCAGAGAGGUCCAAACAGUCAGAAGUAACCAGACCUGGGCAGAGUCAUGGCUUCAGCUUAGACAUCGAAGAGCGGGAAGACGAAUCCACCGGAAAACUUCGGCCAGCAGAGGAUUCUAAGGAACGAAAGGACAGGCCAGUGGAGGCGCAGCGUCCAGGCUGGGAAAGGAAGACCCCAACAAAUGACAGGAGGAAGAGGAGAGAAGACAGUGAGCCCAGACUCUUCAUGGCAUGUGAUGACACCCCAGACCCACCAGAGGCCACAGACAAAUCUGAAAAGGGGCAAGCCACCUUGAGUCUAGGAAUAGACCUCAACCUGGAUUGGAUGACCUUGGAUGACUUUCAGAAGCAUCUCAGUGGAGAGAAUGAGAUCUUAUCUGGUCCACCUUUGUCACCCAGUGAGUUGCGAGAUGCUGUGAAAAGUGGAGAUUACAGGGCUGUUAAGUUGGCACUAAAUUCCAAAGAGGACUACAAUCUUGAGCAAGAGGCGUGUACUUUUGGUGAGAAGAGAUCAUUUGAAGGCGAAAGGAGCUUGAUUGAGGAGCGAAGUUCAAGUGGUACUCUUAAAUUCACAUCUGACAUUGAAAGUGCAAGAAAUGAAGACAGUACUUCCGAAGCAAACGAGAAUAUCCAACAAGAAUUGGAUUGGUCAAAGAGCAACAAUUCAAUGCCAAGCGACACUGCCAGUACAAAUACUAAGCAAGGGAUAGAGGGGAAACAUGAGAAUAUACAAGAAGGUGGGAACAAUAUAACUAAAUCCAAAAAUGCAGCGUGCGGUUCAUUCACCACUAAGGAAAGUCAAGGAGAGGAAAACCAGGAGGUAGCAGAGGAAGAGGAGGCAUCAGAUGACACCCAUGAUGUUUCAUCAACCAAAAUGAGCUCAAACACUAAUAAUUUAGAUGUAACUAGAAAGGCAGAAGAGAUGGUGGGAAAGCAAGAUGACCAAACAAAAAAAAGGGCCAUAGCUAAAAAACGCAGGUCUGCCAAACGAGGAAAGCUCGCACGUGGUGGGCGAAAGAACAUGGUGGCAGGUAAAUCAGAUGGCAAAGAUCAAGUCUCUUCUGAGUCAAGCACAAAAGAGAUGAUUAAAACACGAUUACGUCAACGCAAAAAAGUUAUGGAGAUCAAAUUACCAACACGAUCAAGUCUAAGGUACUGUAAAAAAGUACUUCAAGCAAAGGCCAGCAAUACAGAGGGAGAGAAGAAGGAAUCUUGCAAAAAACACUUCUGCUUGUAUUGCAAAAUGGCUUUUACCCAACUUGCCAAGCAUUUGGAAAAGAAGCAUGCAGAGGAAACAGAUGUUGCCCAUGCAAUACACUUUCCCAGAGGUUCCAAAGUUAGACAGACAUUGCUUGACCAAAUUCGCAAUAAAGGAGAUUAUGAACAUAAUUGCCAAGUUCUUAAAAGUGGUGAAGGAGAAAUUGUAACAAAGAAACAGGUGAAGAAACCAGCCAUAUCUGUUCGAGACUUCCUGCCUUGCCAGCACUGUUUUGCAUUUUAUCGCAAAACAGAUUUAUGGAGACACGAGCGGUCAUGUAAAGUUAGAAAGGGAGAUCAGAAAUCAUCUGAGAAGACCAAAAGAACUCGGAGUCACAAUGCCUCCUCCCCACUGCUUCCUAUGUCUGAGUUCUUAACUGCAAACUGUGAGGAGAUCAUCCACAUAAUGCACCAAGAUGAAAUCUCAAAGCAUAUUAGAAUUGACCCCCUUAUUUGUAAAUACGGCAAUACACUGUCUGCUAAAUAUGACCACGAUAAGUCUCAGUUUGCUUACAUUGCACAAAAGAUGAGGGAAUUAGGUAGAUUUGUGCUUGCAGUAAAUGAACUUGACAAGAGUGUGAAGUACUUGCAUGAAAUAUGUCUACCAUCCAGAUUUGAAUUAGCUGUUGAAGGGGUUAAAAAAGUUAGUGGAUUUGACCCAAGCUCUAGUAAGUUUAAAACCAUUUCUCUUGUCUCAAAGAUCGGUUACUCUUUAAAACGAGCUGCAGAGAUAGCUUUUGGAGAAAGUCGCAUGACAGAGGAUAGUGAAGCAGAAAGUGAGUUGAAAAAGUUUAUACAGCUCCUCGAUACUAAAUGGAGUGCGUCUUUUUCUCGCAAAGUUCUCACCCAGUCUGUAAAACAAGAAGUCAAGAAAGUGGAAAUAGACAAAUCAACUGUGACGGAAGAUCUAAUGAAACUCCACAAGUUUAUUACUGGGGAAGAGGAUGAAGCAAGAAAGGAGUUGAAAGAAAGUCCCAGCAUGUCAACAUGGAAAAAGCUAAGUGAAGCCACCUUAGCGGAUGUGUGUCUCUUCAACAGGGGAAGGGUAGGCAAUAUUGGCAGACUUCUUUUGCAAAAUUACACUCAAAAGAAGAGCAGCGGGGUAUUUACGCCCUCUGCAGAUCAAGUAAGGAAAAUAACUAAAUUGGAGAUGGACCUUGGUUCCAAUUUCACAAGAUUGGAACUAGAAGGCCAGUAUGGAAGGAACAUGCUUGUGCUGCUAACAGACAGAAUGGUUUUGUCAGUAGACUUGCUUGUUGAACACAGAGAGCAAACAGGUGUAUCAAAAACCAACCCAUACCUGUUUGCAAGGACUGAAGGUCCCUCCUUCAUCAGAGGAUUGGAUUGUUUCCGAAGGGCUGCAGUGGAAUGUGGAGUUAAAAACCCAGAAGCACUUCUGUCGUCAUCAUUAAGAGAGCAAAUUGCCAGCUGCUGGCAGCUAAUGAGCCUUGGUGAACCUCAGCUGGAUCUAGUGGCAAAGUUAUUGGGAUGGAGCAGUCAGGAAUGUUACAGACUCUCUCAAAAUGCAUCUCAGCUGGAGGAAGUGAGCAAACAGCUGUUAAAGAUGGAUCGAGCAUUGCCAUCAAGUCCACCGAGCACUGUAAAAGAUGGGACCGGACAGAAACCUGCUUUAAAAAGAAGGCCGUGGACUGACAAGGAACAAGCUGCUGUUAAACGUUACUUGAGUGAAUUUAUCACAAGGAUGAAGGUUCCAGGGAAAAAAGAAUGCAAUGCAUGCAUUGCUUCUGAGCCAGAUCUUGGAGGAAGAUCUUGGACAGAUGUAAAAAAUUAUGUACACAACACACUGCAGACAAUACGGAGGAGAAAUAACCAACAAAAGUCUGAUGGGAACGGAAAUGUUCUGAAUCCAAAGAGUCCAAAAGUUGAAGAUCAAACAACAAAGACAGACAUGGAGGACACUAGUGAUAUGUGUACUAUGACAACAGUGAAUCCAGAUCACCUUAGAGAAAGUUCAGACUGUUGUAUGACAGUGCCACCACCAACCAACUUGAGAGACUCUUCACCCUUCUCCCAAGAGAUGACCGCAAGUUUUGCAUCUUUUUGUUACUCUAGUACAAAUAUGGUCCAUACAAAUCAACAUUUGAUUUCAACCUAUUCGCCAUUGAACGCUACUGAUACUCAAGUGGUCCCUACAUUUACCCCACACAACACUACAAAUGCGCUAAUGCCUCCUGUUUACACUUCAGAAAACAACCAAAGUCUGACAAUGUCAUCUUUGUAUACACAGAAUGCCACAAGUAUGCUGCACCCCUCUGUGUAUACCCCGCAAGACACUACAAGUCCGCCAAUGAUUCCUUCUUAUACUACCUUUAAUGCCCCAAGUACCUCAAUGGUCCCAACAUAUACGCAGUUAAAUACCCCAAGUGCACCAAUUGUCUCUGCAUUCUCAACACUAAAUGACAGAAGUAGGCCUAUCAUGUCUUCAUUCACACCUCUAAACCAUUCAGAUGUCCCCACUUAUCACACAAGCCCAGCAAGGGUCCUUUCAACUGCACAGGUUGUCCCAUCAAUUCAUGGGCAUGGUGUUUCUGACAGAGCACCAAUGGUACAGGAAAGCACACCCAUGUCUUCAGCAGGAAAACAAACCACUCCAGGUGUCAAACCUCAAAAGAGAAACAAGAGGUUGUGGAGUGAGGAAGAACAAGCAGCAGUGAGGCGUCAGCUUGGAGACUUCUGUAAGCUAAUAAAAGUACCAGGAAAAAAGGAUUGUGAUGCGUGUUUAGCUGCUGAGCCUGCACUGAGCAGCAGAACAUGGAGAGAAAUCAAAUAUUUUGUACAUAACUCAAUCCAGUCACUAAAAAGAAGAGGUCAUGCUGUUGCCUGUAAACAGCCCACCAGUAGCCCACCAGAACCAGAGACUCAGACUUCAAACACUGACUGGGAUGGUCCAGUUUAUCUCUCCCUGUAAAAAGUCUUUAAGAAGCGUGAUCAGUGAGGAUUUUACACAGUUGUGGCUUUAACCUCAAAUCAAGUGUAGCUUCAAAAUUAAGCAGAUAUUGACUAUUUGUUGACUGUUGGUGAAGUUUGAUCUCAGUUGCGAUGUAGAUGAUUGCAUUUACAGACUGUCCUUCCAUUCUUCUAAUUAUACACGUCUCCAAAGUGUACUGUGUUUAAUAUCAAGUCCAGCGGACCAAGCUAUUUGUUGCAUGAAUAUACACUAAAUGGGUAGAAGAAAGGAUGUUUGUACUGUAGCUUUCGCCAGGCCAUCAGUGUAAAUAAGAAUUUCUUCUUAAUUACUUGCCUGGUUAAAUAAAUGUUAAAUAAAUAGGUGAAGCUUUUGUCUAGAUAAAGCAGAUUUGUUAUUAUAUGCUUGCAAAAACACUGGUCUUUUAGACCACCACUGAUUAUCGUUAUGAAAUGUUUCAAAUGAGAUAAAAAAAAAAAGAACAUUUUCUCUUGGAUUCACAGAUCAUUACCAGUCAUUAGCUAUGGAAAGUAGUAACUGUCACCUAGUCCAGCUUGAAAAUGAUGAAACUCAUGUCAGAGCAGCUUGAAAAUGGUAGAAAUGGCUUUUUUUUCACCAUUUUUCUGAACAAAAAUGGCCUCUUUGACUGCAAAUUUGCAGUAUUAUUUACUUGGAAACUAAUUUACAUUUCUGUAGUUUUUUUUUUUGUUUGUUUUUUUUUUUGUUGUUUUUUUUGCUCACACUGUUUUCAUUAGUAUUUCAUGUAAUUUAGUUUAAAUAGAAACUCUACCAGCAAAUCUUUGUAGCAGAUCCCUCAAACGUGAGAUGUGGGUUGACUUGCUUUGCGUCAUUCCCAAAUGCCAAACCCAAGUGUAUUAAAUAUAUAUAUUCUUGCUUUAGCCAGUAGCCUGUAUUGUAAGUAACCUGCAGAAGUAACCGUAUAUAUUUACUUUCUGACGCUACAGAAUAGGAAAGGAAGUUUCAGUUUUGGGAGGGUUUGUUUUUUUCAAUGUGUGGUUGUUUUCCCAUUCCCGUUCUCUCCAUUAAGGAUCCUGUUGAUUGUCAUACCGUCUUUUUUUCCCUAUUUGUUAUGAGAAGCAUUGUGUAAUACUACACAGUGAUAUUUUAGUAUUGUAUUUGGUUUACCCUAACUUGAGAUAAAUACACUGUAGCGUUCUCAUUUUUAUUACUUCAUUGUAAACUUUUAUAAUCUGGAUGUUAUUAAUAUCCAGUUUUCAAUCUCAUGUUGCCUUAUUAUGUGGAUUUUGUAUAUCUUUUUUUCUAACAGUUAAUGACAUCAAUUUAUGAUUCAACGAGAAAGAUGAUAAAAACAUUUUGUUUUUGAUAACCCAGUAGUAUAGUUUUUAUUUUUAUUUUAAAAGAAAGGUUAAUAGUUGUAACAAAGAUUGAAAUACUCGUCUUGAACAUACAAGACAUUAAAGAGAUGUAACUAUAGUAACUUUUAUUUAACAUGCAGCUUUAGUAUUAGAAGUAUUUCCCAUUUUAUUUUUGGUAGAACUUAAUGUUUGUAUAUUGUGAAGGAUUAAAUAUUAAGUAUUGGACAGAGGCUCAAUCUUCAUUUUUCCAAAAAAAAAAGCACUUCUUUGGUUUUGCAUCUGUUGGCUGAACUACUUCGUUUCAUUUUUAGUCCAAAAUGUUUUCUGUUUAUCACUCCUUUUCUGUUACACUGAAUAUUCAGAAAGUCAGAGGUAUCUUGAUGAGCUGCAUCUUUUCUACAAAGAAAAGAAGAUUUAGCAGCAUGCAGUCAAGUUUUCUUUGUGAUUAAAUGAAGAGGAAAUUAUUGUGAGGUGUGGAGAGCACUUGUCUUUGUCACUGAAGUAUUUGUUUGCCUCGGUAGCAGCUGUAGUAAAACUGUUUUGUACAACCGGUGUUCACCCUUUCAUACCAAAGUCAUUAGUGUCCAGCAUGCAUAAAAUCCCAACUGUGAAAAGUUCUGUAGAACCAGGUCAGAUAACCUAUUUAUACACAUUUCAAUAAUGGCAGAGGGUUUUGUUUUUUUCUGUGUUGCUGCUUUCCUGUAAAAGGAGGUGUAUACUGUUUGUGUUUCAGCAUGUACCACGUAUUUUUAUGUUUUGCAGUAUUUUUUUUUUUAUUAUUGCUACUGUAAAAGCACAUUUUGUUGUUUAUUCUGUUUGCUAUAUAUUGCCUUCAAAUAAUGCCUCCUAUCAAGUAUUGUAAAGAAUUUAACUUCAGCUUGUACAAAUAAAGCUUCUUGGCUUAA
Melanotaenia boesemani (Boeseman's rainbowfish) is the source of this 7900-nucleotide messenger RNA. RefSeq names its product M-phase phosphoprotein 8 (gene mphosph8). Gene Ontology annotation, cellular component: cytoplasm; nucleus. Bases 124 to 5661 code for a protein of 1845 amino acids. NCBI's taxonomy places the organism in Eukaryota, Metazoa, Chordata, Actinopteri, Atheriniformes, Melanotaeniidae. The transcript is spliced from 9 exons. Gene Ontology annotation, molecular function: protein binding. The record is from RefSeq and is a predicted model, not a curated record.